GGCGCUGCGGCCCGGAAGCGGAAGUGGCGCGCUGGCGGCCGGCGCUGGCGGCUCCCGCGAUGCUCUCCCUGGACUUUCUGGACGAUGUGCGGCGCAUGAACAAGCGGCAGCUGUAUUAUCAGGUGCUGAACUUUGGGAUGAUUGUCUCCUCAGCUUUAAUGAUCUGGAAGGGGCUAAUGGUGGUUACAGGAAGUGAAAGUCCCAUUGUAGUGGUACUCAGUGGCAGCAUGGAACCUGCUUUUCACAGAGGAGAUCUUCUGUUCUUAACCAACCGAAUUGAAGAUCCCAUCAGGGUGGGAGAAAUUGUGGUCUUUAGGAUAGAAGGAAGGGAAAUUCCAAUAGUUCAUCGAGUCUUGAAAAUUCAUGAAAAGCAAAAUGGAGACAUCAAAUUUUUGACAAAGGGAGACAAUAAUGCCGUUGAUGACAGAGGGCUGUACAAACAAGGGCAGCACUGGCUGGAGAAGAAAGACGUGGUGGGGCGAGCAAGAGGAUUUGUCCCCUACAUUGGAAUUGUGACUAUUUUAAUGAACGAUUACCCCAAAUUUAAGUAUGCCGUCCUCUUUUUACUGGGCUUAUUUGUGCUGGUCCAUCGAGAGUAGCCCAGUUGCACUGAAGUUCCUAGCGAAGAUGCCACGUUUUUUGUAACCAAGCGUUUUGAGUAGAGAAUGGCCUGAUGUGUGGUGAGAAAGGAAAAUGUACAUUUCAAUGCUUCUUAGCAGUUUGGGUUUGUUUUUUUACGGUGUAAGGAAGAAUGUUAAUCUCAGUAUUUCCAAUGGCUUGUCACAUUUUAGCCUUUUUGUACAUCGGUGAGUUUUUAUAUUAAAAGUCGAAGCCAAA
This is a messenger RNA of Emys orbicularis (European pond turtle), 837 nucleotides long. It is a transcript of the gene SEC11A, whose product is annotated as SEC11 homolog A, signal peptidase complex subunit. Gene Ontology annotation, molecular function: serine-type endopeptidase activity. NCBI's taxonomy places the organism in Eukaryota, Metazoa, Chordata, Testudines, Emydidae. The record is from RefSeq and is a predicted model, not a curated record. Gene Ontology annotation, cellular component: membrane; signal peptidase complex. The transcript is spliced from 6 exons. The coding region runs from base 60 to 599 and encodes 179 amino acids.